Molecule: messenger RNA, 1589 nt
Organism: Helianthus annuus (common sunflower)
Lineage: Eukaryota; Viridiplantae; Streptophyta; Magnoliopsida; Asterales; Asteraceae
Product: NEDD8-specific protease 1
Exons: 3
Coding region: 737-1408 (223 amino acids)
Biological process (GO): proteolysis
Molecular function (GO): cysteine-type peptidase activity; deNEDDylase activity
Source: RefSeq, a predicted model, not a curated record
UUAUGCUAAGAUUACUAAAGUACCACUGUUGAAAUCAUUUCCUUGUUAACAGAUCGGAGAAUAUUAUACGAGUUCUUGAAUUUCAAACUCGAAUCUUCUUGAACCCUAAAAUCCAUCGCAGCUCGCAUCCUCGAUUCCGUCAGUAUUUGUUGCUGUUUUGAUCUUUUUGGAUUGGUUGAUGGGUUUGAUUUCAUUUUUUUUUGAACGGCCAACAAAAACGGAAUUAUUAUAUCAACCGCUGGAUUAACAACUGUUAAUCAGAGCCAGCAAACAUACAUACAGAGAAACAUAAACAUACAAAGUACAACUUGGAGCUAUUACUCCCACACCAAGCAUACAUCAGACGCCCAAGGCUGCUGCACCAAAAUUAUUCCACUGGUUCCAAGUCAACAAGGAUUUUUUUGCUCGAUUUUUAUACCAUAUAAAGCUCGCCGCCUUAAUUUCCUCAAAAACAUUAUGGAAUCGUGGCUGUUUUCUGUUAAAAACUAAGUCGUUACGGCUUCGCCGAAUGCACCACACAACGUUUGCAUAACCAUAUAAACGACCUUUUUCCAUUUAACCGAGCCACUGACAUGCUGAUGAAAUCGCAUCAAAUCCUUACGUUCCAGCACAAAAAUUGAGUUGACUCUGACCCAUUUACUGAUCUCCUCCCAUAUCCUUUGCGCGAACGAGCACGAGAUGAAAAGAUGUCUAUGACAUCACUAGCGAGGUGCACAUUAACAUUAACAUCUGCAACAUGCCAAAAUCCUCAGCCGAUGAGAAGAUCUUAAGUUAUAACGACGUCGUGCUCAGGCAAUCCGAUUUAACGAUUCUAAACGGUCCAUAUUAUCUUAACGAUCGCAUAAUCGAAUUUUACUUCAGUUAUCUUUCUUCAUCACAUCCUUCCGAACACAUUCUACUCGUCCCACCUUCAAUCACUUUCUGGAUAAUGAACUGUCCCGACAUCAGCAGCCUCAACGAUUUCCUACAACCCCUAAACCUACCAUCGAAACAGCUAAUAAUCUUCCCCGUAAACAACAACGAUGAUGUAACGGCGGUAGAAGGCGGCAGCCACUGGAGCUUACUUGCAUUUGAGAAAGCCACUAAUGUAUUCGUGCAUCAUGACAGUUAUGGUGGUAUGAACAAGAAUGAUGCAAAACGCCUUUAUAGAACGCUUGUUCCGUAUACGGGUGGUUCUGGAUCACGUUAUGUGGAAUGUGAGAGCAGCCCGCAACAAGUUACGGGUUAUGAUUGUGGUUUGUAUGUUUUAGCCAUUGCGAAGGAAAUAUGUGACUGGUUUGAUGGCAAUUCGACAAAGAAUGAGGAUUUGUGGUUUGCGAAAGUUGAGGAACGUGUUACUCCUGAAAGGGUUUCGGGUCUUCGUGUCGAGAUUUUGGAGUUGAUAACGAGUUUAAGAGGAAGAAAGUGAUGAUUUGUGGUAUGAUGUAUUUUGGAAUUAACCUGUUUGAUAUGUUUGGAUGGAAUCUCAAUGAAUGAAAUGUUUCAUCUUCAUAUUUGUUAGUUUGUAGGAUUGUAAUGAGUAUAUUAAUGAUUUCGCUUUUGUUUACAUAAUUUGUAUUUGUGAAUGAAUGUUGGUUUAUGUUUGUAUA